This is a messenger RNA of Prorocentrum cordatum, 315 nucleotides long. Lineage: Eukaryota; Dinophyceae; Prorocentrales; Prorocentraceae. The record is from the annotation of a GenBank genome assembly.
AUGGACCUGAACAGGGACGAGUACAUCGACUGGACCGAGUUCGUCGCGGCCUGCAUCGACCUCGGCGGCGGCCUCUUCGACCAGGAGCUCCGCAGGGCCUUCGAGGAUGCCGACAGCGACGGGGACGGUCUCCUGAGCCAGCAGGACUUCUCGAGGCUCCUCGCGGGGCGUUGCGUGCGCGGCGGCGGCGUCGGCGCCGGCGCCGCGGCGGACGUCUUCGCGGACCUGGCGGGCCGCGACGGCGCGGGCGCGCGGCUCGACUGGGCGGCCUUCCUGGGGCAUUUCCGGCUGCUGGCCGCCGCCGGGGCGCACUGA